Messenger RNA from Diprion similis, 1730 nucleotides. RefSeq names its product luc7-like protein 3. Gene Ontology annotation, biological process: mRNA splice site recognition. The record is from RefSeq and is a predicted model, not a curated record. Gene Ontology annotation, molecular function: mRNA binding. The transcript has 8 exons. NCBI's taxonomy places the organism in Eukaryota, Metazoa, Arthropoda, Insecta, Hymenoptera, Diprionidae. The coding region runs from base 208 to 1266 and encodes 352 amino acids. Gene Ontology annotation, cellular component: U2-type prespliceosome; U1 snRNP.
GUCAUUGACCAAGGAUAAUAAAUUGUGGCAUUGUGUACUGUUGUUAAAAUAAUUUCUAGAGCCGGUUUAGGCUCCCUGCAUUCUUGGUUACCUUUGCUUAAUCAGUUUGCUCUAGGUUUUUCACAGUUUCGGGAACAAUGUAUAUCCCAUUCACGUAGAACAAACCUCUUAAUACUAGAAACAGUGAACUAAACAGAAAGACAGAAUAUGGCUGCUGCCGCUGCCGCCGCUCUGCUCGAUGAGCUCAUGGGAAGGAAUCGAAAUGUUCUGCCUAACGAGAAGCCUAAAGAACUUAAUUGGGAGGAUCCGGAGUUCUGCAAGUUAUAUCUGGUGAAGUUUUGUCCACACGAUCUUUUUGUGAAUACACGAGCCGAUCUGGGUGCUUGUUCUCGGGUACACGAUGAUGAAGCAAGAGAAUUGUUUGAAAAAGCAGCUUAUUCAUAUAGGAAACAACAAUAUGAGGAUGAAUUCAUCAGAUUCUGUCAAAGUAUGCUUAACGAGGUUGAGCGCAAAAUCAUAAAAGGAAAACAACGGCUCGCAUUAAUUGGCAGAACUGAAGCGCCUACAUUGACUCCAGCCCAAACACAACGAAAUGAAGAUCAAAUUGCACUGCUCACAGAAAAGAUUAAUAAAUUAGUAGAAGAGGCUGAGCAGAGUGGAAUUCAGGGAAACGUUGAACAAGCUCAGGGACUUAUGCGCCUUUGCGAUCAACUCAAAGAAGAACGGGAGACAUUACGUAAAUCUAAUGAUAAUAGCCAUUAUAAUCAAACUGCGGAGCUAGCAGCAGCACAGGAAAAGCAAAUGGAGGUGUGUGAUGUAUGUGGUGCAUUCCUCAUUGUUGGCGAUGCUCAACAAAGAAUUGACGAUCACCUUAUGGGAAAGCAGCAUGUUGGGUAUGCACGGUUAAAAAGUGCUCUGCAGGAGAUAAUGAGUAAACGUGAAAAGGCACGAGAUGAAAAAGAACAGAAGAGGGAUGAAGAUAGAAAACAAAGAGCACGUAUAAAUGAAGAAAAUGACAGAAGAAGGCAAGACAGGGAGAGAGACAAACGUCGUCGACGAACCGAUGAUGAUAAAAGUAGACACGGUUCUGGUAAUUAUAGAAAUUCAGGGCAACGCAGUAGAAGCAGAUCCGCCGAUAAGCAUGAACGCCACAGAGAUGAAGACAAUCAUCGUCGCCACAAUAGGGACAGAGGGAGCCGUGAUCAUCGCAGUUCUAGUCACCACAGCCGUCGACGACAUCGUUCAAGAAGUCGAAGUCACAAGUAACUACUUUCCUCUUGAUUGGUUAGUGAGUCAGAAGUAAGCCAGAAUGAAGAUACAACACGAAGAUGCGUGCAGCACAGGCUGUAAAUUCGUUCAUGCUGCUUAAUAUAAUUUUGAGGUAAAACUUUUGCAUAAUCUUAUAAUUUAAGAUUCCAAUUAAUAUAAAUUUUGUACAAAUGCCAGCAACACGAGGGCUUCUAAAAUUACAACAUAAAUGAACGAUUUCUUCCACCAUAAAAGUCAUUUUGAUAUUAUCCGUCUGGGAAUUCUACAAUUAUACUGUUACUCUAAUUGAACAGACUCUUGUUUAUAUAUCUAUGUUUAUAUAGAACAAUUGUUAGUUUAAAUUACUGUUGCACGAAAAAAAUUUAAACGAAAAAACAAUUUAACGAGAUCAAUGAUCUAUCAGUUCAAUUGUAAUGCUUGAAUCGACUGUUGUCUUGAAUAAAUAAACAAUAUUAUACAAA